Messenger RNA from Symbiodinium necroappetens, 816 nucleotides. The record is from the annotation of a GenBank genome assembly. NCBI's taxonomy places the organism in Eukaryota, Dinophyceae, Suessiales, Symbiodiniaceae.
GUACUCGAGAGCGACGAAGAAAGCAUGAAGUCGAUCCAUGACACUGCCCUCAGAGGCGAUCGCCUCGAAGGUUGCACCGGCUGCUCGGUCGAGCGUUUCACUACUGACUACUUCGCUCGGAGGUCGCACAUGCCAACGAACCGUGGGACUCCCAUCCAACGGUGCCAGCCACAUGCUCCCACGAAGGGAGAGCUGCGCCAAUGGAAUCGCAGCAAGUGCACCAAGGAGAUCGUCCCCAUACCCUCUGCUCCAGAUCAGCAAAGGAUUGAACAGGAUGUGGAGGCAGCCGUGCCCGCAGGCAGUUCUUCCGCGACGUGCUCCAAGACAGCACAAUCCGGCUGGGACAUUGCAGAGCUGGCUUCAGGCCCCCACCUGCGCGGAAUUGUGAUGGUUGUGUCUGUUGCGUUCUGGUUCGCUGCCAGGACAUGGCUGCCGCAGAUUUCCAUGCUCCCUUUCAUUAUGCUGUGCACAGCAUCCACGAGUGCUUUGUGGUGCACACCGGAAGGUGUUGUUGUUUCGCUUGGGCCAGUCCCGAUUUGCAUCUUCAGACGACGAAUACCUUACAGGGACAUCACCUCGAUCGUGGUGGUUCGCGGGCGCAAAUCUGUGGCUGUUGCGAUGGCAAAGCACUUGUUCCGUUUAUGGCAACCUUUUGGAUAUGUCUACGCAUUGACACUGGGCAAGGACGUCGUCGACAUUCGACUCCGCCAUUGCAAGGAGAAGCAGUCCGCAGAUGACAUUUCACCGGCACCUGCAGGCAGCUGGCUGCCUUGGCUUGGCUGCAGCCCCUGCACGCUGCUGGUCUCAGUGGACAAG